UUACCACCCGAUCCAACUGCUAGGGACAUGCUGACAAGAUGUUGUGUUUAGAUCUCCCGCUAAAUUAGCCACAUUCUGAAUUUAAUAAUGACGAACACACACAAGGCAAGAGUUAAUGCUCCGAUUAUUGAAGACAGGCAAUGGGAUGCGUCCCCGAAGUCUCAAAAUGCUGAGAAAACGAAGAAAAUACCGGCCCGCAAUGCUAUGGGCGAAUAUAUUGUACCGGCUGGAGGAAAAGCACUAACAUCGCUUGGUAAUCCUGCCCCUGGACCAGCCAACUACUGUCCCCAUAUCGGACUAACCCGAAGUUCGGCACCUCAGUAUUCCAUUGUAGGCAAGCACAGGUCCAAUAAUGAUGCCGGCAAAGGUAUACCAGGUCCCUCGGACUAUACAACUACUGGGGAUCUGAUCUGGAAGAAGAAAAACUCCACAUUGAAAAGUCGUGGCAAGAGCUUCUUUGAUGAGGAAGCUGCAAGGAGUUGUACAGUGAUUGGACCUGCUAAGUAUAAUGUAGAGCACAAGCUUGGGAAAGAUGGACCAAAAUACAGCAUCGCCCACAAACAAUCUCCGGUGAUUUAUACAGGGCCCCCAAACAGCAAAGUGCAACCUGCCGACACACACGGGUUCCAGACUCCUGGUCCAAACUAUCGACCAAAUUCAAGCUACUGGAAACGAGGUCACGAAAAGUCCUUUGGUUCUGCCAGAAAUAUCAGCUACACAGAAAACCCAGGCCCGGGGGACUAUUGCAUCAAGGAUCCUCCUGCUGGUGUGUCAUACUCCUUCGGAUCAAAACUCCCGCCAACUCCAAGUGUCAAGAGAGCAACAUAUACUGAGAGUCCAGGCCCUGGGACGUACAAUCUAGGAACAACUAUAGGAAAAGCCACAUCAGUUUCUAUAUCUGGAAAGGCAAAAGAAACUGACCUUGGAGUAUUCCAGGGCCCGUCUCCUGCGACAUAUUACCUGCGCAACUCUAUGAACUUUAAUAGGAAGCCCAUUACUCUGGCCUAUCGCUGGUUUGGGCGUGAUGAACCAAAAACUCCUGGACCAGCAGACUACUCGGUGUCAAAGAAAAAUUUGAAAACUAAUCCAAUUUAUUCUAAUAGACAGCACACAAAGCCAUCCUUCCCUGACUCCCUCAACUACACAUCGAAAGGAGAAGGAGAUCUCCCAGGGCCAGGAAGUUACAACCUGUCGAAAAAUUUCGUGAAAAAUGACUCUCCGGCAUAUUCCAUGAGACAAAAGAUUAGAGCCCAUGAAACUGAAAACCCUGCCCCCAACUCCUACAAGGCAGAGCAGAAUGACACUGUUCCUGGUGGUCGCAAGGCACCCUCCUUCUCCAUGGGGAGGCAGUUUGAAGUCCCAGACAGCAAGGUAAGCCCAGGACCUGCUGCUUAUACUCCGAGUCUAGCAGAAUCUACACCUAAAUAUACCAUGACAAGUCGCCCUAAGAGCAACAGACGGGGAGGUAACCCAGCUGCAAACGCUUACAAAGUGCCGUCAGCCUUUGGUCAGGCCAGUGCAGCCACGUUGAAGAGUCGAGCAAGUCCCUAUGUGUACUCAGGAUUUCGCACCACCAAAAUCACAGAGGAAGUACCCUCCAUUUAGGGCAGGGCAGAGGUGCAAACUUUUUUCCAUGAGACAUAAAUUACAUAUAACUGAAGGUCUUCAUAGUCUGGUCUACCUAAGGACACCCGACAGAGAAAAAAAAAUCAAAUCUUAUGGAGGAACAAAAAUUACUCAUUGAGGGAAAAAGUUAAUUUCCAUGCAUUAAAAAAAUGUUUAUAUUCA
This is a messenger RNA of Mizuhopecten yessoensis (Yesso scallop), 1788 nucleotides long. RefSeq lists its product as uncharacterized. The transcript is spliced from 13 exons. The record is from RefSeq and is a predicted model, not a curated record. Bases 88 to 1605 code for a protein of 505 amino acids. Lineage: Eukaryota; Metazoa; Mollusca; Bivalvia; Pectinida; Pectinidae.